AUGCCAUUCAUCUUACGUCCGAGGAUCCGAGGUCCCGUCCGAAGCAGCUGGCGUGUGGACGACGAGACGCGCGCAAACGCUCGCAUUCGCCUCAAUGCGGCUCGGAUUCGCGUUCGAUUCGGUCGCUAUGCGGUCAUUAUAUUUAAUAUAGAGGAGUUGUUAAUCUCACAUGCGUCUUCCUCCUCCAAACAACGAACACUAUAUAUAUUCAGAAACCCAUCCAGCAAAAGAAGCAAACAUGGUCAAACGAAAAUUCCACCUGAUUCGACCAUGUUAAGACGUCAGGAUAAUCGUGCUAACAGUAUCACAUUCUCACGGAAACUUAUCGUCUUCGUUUUUGUAGUUUUAUCCGCACCUGCUAUAUACCUAAUAAUCGGAUCAUCGACUUAUCAGUACCAGUACUCGGAUUACACUUCUUCGACUAACGACCAAAAACCGAUUGGAGCCGAUAAGAAUGGAAACUUUGUUUUAAAUCAUCUCGAAGAACCGAUCACUUUGGACUCCAAGUUCACAUGGGACACUACAUUCACUCAUCUUGUUGAAAAUCCAGAACAAGGUUUUUCAAUAAAUAGCAAUGACGUACUUGUUUUCGUCCACAUCCAAAAGACUGCUGGGACCUCAUUUGAGAAGUUUUUGGUGCGUCAUCUAAAUAUCGAACAACCGUGCCAGUGUGUGAAAGGCAAGAAAAGAUGUACGUGCAAUCGGCUGAAUAAGCCAAACGAGGUUUGGUUAUUUUCUCGUUAUUCGACCGGAUGGUUAUGCGGGUUACAUGCAGACUUUACGGAAUUAUAUGUGAGCGGAUGCGUUGACCGUAUGCUGAACAAGAAGGAGGGCUCAAGAAGGCUGCGAAGAUACUUUUAUACAACAUUUCUUCGAGAACCAAUCACUCGUUUUAUCUCUGAAUAUCGUCACGUGAAUCGUGGUGCAACAUGGAUAGCUUCGAGACACAUCUGUAACGGUAGAGCGCCUACGUCUGAUGAGUUACCGUUGUGUUUUGAUCCUCACCUCGGUUGGGAUGAUGUCAGUCUGGAUGAGUUUCUGCACUGCCCCUUCAACUUAGCAUUCAACCGACAAACUCGCAUGUUAGCUGAUUUGACGCUUGUAAACUGUUAUGCUAGGAAUGGAACAGAUCCCAGAACCAGAGAUAGGAUUCUUCUAGAAAGUGCUAAGAGAAACUUGAGAAAUAUGGCAUUUUUCGGAAUCAAGGAACGAAUGGAUGACAGUCAAAUUAUGUUCGAGCGACUAUUCAAUCUGAGCUUCAACAGAAGACUGUCUGCAUGGACAAGAAGUAAAUCGAAUGACACUGACGUGACUCCAGAACAGUUACGACAAAUUCGUGAGCACAAUGAACUUGAUAUCGAAUUAUACGAUUACGCCUUGAAGCUUUUUGAACAUCGUCUGGCGGCCGUUUUGAAUCGAACUCUUCAAGUUAAUGCCCAAAAUGGUAAUCGUUUCACUCCAUUUGAGUUCAAGUCACCAUCGGACAACGGAGAAGUGCAGUUUAUUCGUAAUGAUAUCUCACCGGGAGAACGUAUAUUUCAUAAAUCAACAAACAACGUUCUCAACAAUCCCGAAUACGAGAGCGACGAUGACGACGCUCACACAUCGGACGAGAACGCUGACAUCGAAUUUGAUCGGGUUUGA
Necator americanus (New World hookworm) is the source of this 1644-nucleotide messenger RNA. RefSeq lists its product as uncharacterized. The transcript is spliced from 13 exons. The record is from RefSeq and is a predicted model, not a curated record. Gene Ontology annotation, molecular function: heparan sulfate 6-sulfotransferase activity. Bases 1 to 1644 code for a protein of 547 amino acids. Gene Ontology annotation, cellular component: membrane. Lineage: Eukaryota; Metazoa; Nematoda; Chromadorea; Rhabditida; Ancylostomatidae.